AUGGGGACGACGGCAGGAAUGCGCCGUGCUGGGACGGUGAGGCCGCCGCCGCUGCAACUGGUACAUUUAUGGAUCCUUCUCCUCCUUCCUGCGCCUGCAACCGCUGCUGUCACCUAUGACCACAAGGCCGUCGUGAUCAAUGGGCAGCGGAGGAUCCUCAUCUCCGGCUCCAUCCACUACCCCAGGAGUGUCCCCGAGGUGAGCUGUCGUUGCCAUCUCUCUGUCAUUCCUCGUCAUUCCAUCUCCUUGGUAAUGCGGGCUGUUCUCCCAGCUGACGUUUUUCUUCCCCUCUUCCUCUUUUGGGAUGUUCAGAUGUGGCCGGAUCUCAUACAGAAGGCCAAGGACGGGGGACUCGACGUAAUUCAGACUUACGUCUUCUGGAACGGGCACGAGCCAACUCCCGGCAAUGUAAUCUCUUUUCUUAUCCCACAUGUCGCUGUGAAGCUGUUUCUUGUUGGGUUUCUUCCUCCGCUUUCCAUCGUUCCUUCUGAUCGACUGUCUUCUCCAUGGAUUCAGUAUUAUUUCGAGGAGAGGUACGAUCUGGUCCGCUUCCUCAAGCUGGUGAAGGCGGCGGGUCUCUACGUUCAUCUCCGCAUUGGCCCUUACGUCUGCGCCGAGUGGAAUUUCGGGUAAGAAAUCAUCAGAAUCCCGCUGCCCGAGCGGAGAAUUCCUCUGAAACGACGGCUCUCGGGUCCAAGAAUCCUAACCCCCCCUCCCCUCUUUCUUCUUCCUUGUGCGGCAGGGGAUUCCCAGUUUGGCUGAAAUACGUUCCCGGCAUCAGGUUCAGAACGGACAACGAACCUUUCAAGGUUGGUUCCCCGAAGAACACUCAAUCUUCUCUCCCUCCCCACGUUGCCUGUUCCAAGAGAUCAACUGUUUCUUUCUUCUGCUUCCUGGAAAAAGGCCGCGAUGGAGAAAUUCACAGAGAAGAUCGUCCACAUGAUGAAGGCGGAGAAACUGUUCGAGUGGCAAGGAGGCCCCAUCAUCCUCGCCCAGGUUGCUCACCCUACCGACUGACUGCGUUUGACAAGAGAGAGAGAGAGAGAGAAAUUGGUCUCAUUCACCCGCUCGGUCUGAUCUCGCAGAUAGAGAAUGAGUUUGGACCGUUGGAAUACAAUGGCGGGGCUCCGGCCAGAGCUUACGCGAACUGGGCGGCGAAGAUGGCGGUCGGCCUCAACACUGGCGUUCCCUGGGUCAUGUGCAAACAAGACGAUGCCCCUGAUCCAGUGGUAGGAUACCCCCUCCAAGGCCACCCUCUCGCUAUGCCUAUGCUGGCCUUUUCUUUUCCAAAUUCUCAUCUUUUUUAGAUAUUCUUUCAUCAUUCUGAUGAGGACCCCGCCUCACAUGGCUUGCCUCUAACUUUUGAUUAUGCUCUCCUUUGUGGGAUUUCCGAGCACCUUUCGAUUAUUUCCCUUUCUGGUAUAUUUAAUUUCCAAAUUCUGAUUUGGGAUUCAAUUUUUUUUUGUUUCCAAGAGCCUGUUCUUGAAUAUCUGAUGAUUUACGGAAUCCAAACGAUCUGAAUUACUGCAGAUAAACAGCUGUAAUGGCUUCUACUGCGACUACUUCACACCCAACCAGCCCUACAAGCCGACCAUGUGGACUGAAGCCUGGACCGGCUGGUAAUUAUAGUUCCUACUGGCUCAUUAAGGCAUGGGAGAGAGAUAGGGAGAGAGGGAGGGAGAGGGCCAACGAAGAUUUCUGACGUGGGUUCAUCUGGUGAAGGUUCACAGCCUUUGGAGGAACAGUCCCUCACCGACCCGUUGAGGAUCUGGCCUUCUCUGUCGCGAGGUUUAUCCAGAAAGGUGGAUCCUUUGUCAACUACUACAUGGUAAAUGCUGCAAUGCAAGGGUUAUUGAUAUCCCGAAUCUUUAUGGAAAAUGUGGGCUCAAUUCACAUUAUGAUUUUUCUUCCCCAUUUUUAGUACCAUGGAGGAACCAACUUUGGUCGGACAGCUGGUGGCCCAUUUAUCGCAACAAGCUACGACUACGACGCUCCCAUCGACGAAUAUGGUGCGCAAUCAGUUCAAAAAUCCGAGAGCCAAUCGCAACAGUUCGAUGAACUCCACUCAUCAGUCAUUUUCUCCAAUCCGGGUCUACUGAAAUGAAUGAUUUAUAGGAGAAAACGAUUGAUGGGGGUCGGUUUCUCAUGAACAUUUCUUGAAACAGUGACUCCCAUCUCUCUUUUCUGCAGGUCUGCUAAGGCAGCCCAAAUGGGGUCACUUGAGGGACCUGCACAGAGCCAUCAAACUGUGUGAGCCCGCUCUGAUCUCCGGAGAUCCUGCUCGUAUAUCACUCGGAAAUCAUCAGGAGGUAUUGCCCAUAAUGAUCUGCUCAUACCCUUAUGAGCUUGGAGCUAGCUGAAGCUGUGGCUUUCUUCAUGUAUUCAGGCUCAUGUCUUCAACUCGACGGAGGGGAGUUGCGCAGCAUUUCUUGCCAAUUAUGACUCGAAUUCGUAUGCGAAAGUUGAGUUUGAUGGGGUGCACUAUGAUCUUCCUCCCUGGUCCAUCAGCGUCCUUCCUGAUUGCAAGAACGCUGUUUUUAACACUGCCAGGGUGAGUGAAUCCUCGCAAAGAGGAGCUUUUUUCCCGAGGAAUGGGCGGGGGGUUGUCAGUGUGUGUGGAGGAGCUUAGAAUCAGAUCUUUGGAACCCACCAAAUCUGAUGUAGUUUCAACAGGAUGAUUCAUUAUGUUUCAUCAAAGGCUCCUAAAUUUAUUCGAUCUUACUAUAUAUGGAUACAUGGGCACCGAUGUCUAUUGAUUUUGCCGUUUUCUUACUCUGCCAAUGUGUGAUCUUUUAGGGUUUUCAGAUGUACGAUCUGUUUCCAUUUGAACGAUUUCCCCCAUCCAGUGGGUUUUCUUUUCCUGAUUUUAUUCGUUCUCUUUAUUUUCCCUUUUUUUCGGGAAAAAUUGAAAAAUCUAGACUUUAUUUCUGGUUGCCUUUUUUUUUUUGAGAAAAGUCUUAAAUUUACCCUGUGUGUGCUCUCUCUGUCUUCGUAAAUUUUUAAAUUUUUUUUGUAAUUAACUCAUGGAAAAAUAAAAAAUGUAGCCUUUAUUUGCGCCAUCUCUCCGUAGAAAUCCCUUUUUUGUAAUAAUUUUCUAGGUAAAACAUGCCGAAAAUCUUUAUUUAUUUCGGGAAAUCUCGAAAAAUCUGCUCUUUACUCAGACCAUCUCUCCUCCGAUUUAUAAACCUUUUUAUUUCAUGACAGUAAUUUAUUUUCGGAAAAAUCCAAGACCCCAGUCUUUGUUUUGCUCUGAUCUGACCUCCCCAAGCAGGUGAGCUUCCAGACCACCCUGAUGAAGAUGACUUCGGCCGGCGCAUACGAGUGGACUUCGUUCAGCGAGGAGUCAACUUCACUCGACAGCGGCUCGUUCACGACUACGGGCCUCCUAGAACAAGUCAACAUGACCCGCGACUCCACUGACUACCUCUGGUACUCGACAUAGUAAGUGGGGCCGAACCCAGAGACCCUGCGGUACUCAGAGAUGGAUCCCAUUGUCUACCACCUAUUAAUGGAAAUGUUCUGGCAGCGUUGACAUUGGCCAGGAUGAAGAGUUCCUCAUGAAUGGGAAGUACCCGUCGCUGACGGCGAUGUCAGCGGGCCACUCGUUGCACGUGUUCGUCAACGGGAAUCUCACGGGUUAGGCGGCAGGAAUCUCCGACGAAAUUCUCUCCUCCCCAACUAAAUGAUGCCGCCGGCUAAUUUAUUCAUUCCUGUCUGUGAUUUUCUAUCUGCCAGGGACCGUCUACGGGGGUGUGGAGAAUCCAAAGCUCACGUACACAGGGACGGCGAAGCUGCGGGCUGGCAGUAACAAGAUUUCCAUUUUAAGUGUGGCCGUCGGUCUCCCGGUGAGCUCUCCCCCUCCCUCGUCUCCACCACAAACAGGUACUCUGGUUUAGAGGAAAGUCUUUCCGAGUCAAAGGCUCCUCUUUUUUUUCUUUUCUGAGUAAAGACUCCUCCCUCUUUCGGUUGGGGUUUUUUCAGAACGUAGGGGAGCACUUUGAGACGUGGAACGCGGGGGUUCUGGGCCCGGUGGUGCUGGACGGGCUCAACGAGGGGCAGAGGGACCUCACCUGGCAGAACUGGACGUACACGGUUGCCCCCCUCUCGCCCUGCCCCGCUGACCAGUGCUUCCAAUAUUGGAAACACACAUAAACCUUCCCUCUUAACGAAGCAAGUCCCGUUGCUCUCUUGCAGGUCGGCUUGAAAGGCGAGGCUUUGGAGCUGCACUCCCUCAGUGGCAGCUCCUCGGUCGAGUGGGCCGACGUCUACCCUAAUCAACCCCUCACAUGGUACAAGGUACAAGGCACAUCUCAUCCCUCUCUCUCUCUCUCUCUCUCAUCACCAUCAUCAUCAUCAUCAUCAUCAUCAUCAUCAUCAUCAUCAUCAUCAUCAUCAUCAUCAUCAUCAUUAUCAUCAUUCGUUCCUUCCUCUUCCCAGGCUCUGUUCAGCGCGCCCCCGGGGGACGACCCGCUGGCUCUGGACAUGGGCAGCAUGGGGAAGGGACAGGUGUGGAUAAACGGCCUGAGCAUAGGCCGCCACUGGCCCGGCUACAAGGCCCACGGCUCCUGCAGCAGCAGUUGCAGCUACGCCGGCGAGUACAACGAGAACAAGUGCCAGAGCAACUGCGGCGAGCCCUCUCAGAGAUGGUAACCCCUCUCCUCCUUGUAGGCUCGUCCAAUAGUGGUGAUCACAGAUGAACUGAUUGAAAGAUUGAUUGGUUGAUGAAGGUACCACGUCCCUCGAUCGUGGCUAAAUCCGACGGGGAGGAAUCUGAUGGUGGUGUUCGAGGAGUGGGGAGGGGACCCGGUGGGGAUAACGAUGGUGAGGAGGACAGUGGGGAGCGUCUGCGCGGACAUCUCCGAAUGGCAGCCAUCGAACUGGCGAAUCGAGGACCCGGGGAGGGCCGAGGCCCCCAGGAGGCCGAAGGCCCGGCUGGGUUGUUCCCCUGGGCAGAAGAUCUCCGCUAUUCGAUUCGCCAGCUUCGGCACGCCGCAAGGCUUCUGCGGCAACUUCUCCCAGGGGUCCUGCCACGCCCACCGAUCAUACGAUGCCCUCAAGAUGGUGCGCGCCUCCAUUACCAUCAUCUUCUAGAUUUCUGUGGUCGUUAAUUCUUAUGUGUCCCUACUAUUGCGGUGCAGAACUGUGUGGGCCGGGAACGCUGUACGGUGGGUGUCGCCGCCGAUGUGUUCGGCGGGGAUCCUUGCCCCGGAAUCAUGAAGAAGUUGGCGGUAGAGGCAAUUUGUGGUUGA
This is a messenger RNA of Spirodela intermedia, 5249 nucleotides long. Lineage: Eukaryota; Viridiplantae; Streptophyta; Magnoliopsida; Alismatales; Araceae. The record is from the annotation of a GenBank genome assembly.